Myxocyprinus asiaticus (Chinese sucker) is the source of this 4643-nucleotide messenger RNA. It is a transcript of the gene zbtb2b, whose product is annotated as zinc finger and BTB domain containing 2b. The transcript has 4 exons. Gene Ontology annotation, molecular function: RNA polymerase II cis-regulatory region sequence-specific DNA binding; protein binding; DNA-binding transcription factor activity, RNA polymerase II-specific. The coding region runs from base 768 to 2612 and encodes 614 amino acids. Lineage: Eukaryota; Metazoa; Chordata; Actinopteri; Cypriniformes; Catostomidae. Gene Ontology annotation, cellular component: nucleus. Gene Ontology annotation, biological process: regulation of transcription by RNA polymerase II. The record is from RefSeq and is a predicted model, not a curated record.
AUAUUGACGUUUUAAUGGGGACAUUUUUGUCCUGAAGGCCCUGAGUGUAACUAUUUUGUGUACACGGUGUAUUAUAGAUGUAUUAUAGGAACUGAGGUUGAAAUAUCAAAAUUCCCCAAAAAUACACACUUUUGGCAAAAUUUAUGCAGCUGGCUUUAACACAGACAAAGUGAUCGAAACAAGGGUUAAAACAUGGAAUGUAUUUAUUUAAUAUUUGUAUUAAAUUAAUUUAACAAAAUCUUUUUUUUUUUAUAAAACUUUUAGUAAAGCAGUCAGCUAGUUUUAAAUACAAAUACUGUUGAAAAACAAAAAUAUUGUGAAAAAAUAAUAAGCUUAAUUGCGUAUAGUCCUUCACAUUAUGAGCUUAUUUCUCGUGUGCUCAUUUCUCUGGUGUAAAAUUGCAAAGUCUGUCAACUGAAAUGCAAAUAUGCAUCUGUCUCGACACGUUAUCUUCAUGUGGGGGCGGGUAGGGUGACCUACGGCUGUCCAACUCCACCAAAAUCCGUUUACGUGUAACGUUCACCAACGAGACACUGAAUGAACGAUUGCCCAACAUAAAUCUCCGCCGCACCGUAAACACGACAGGGGAAUGACACCGUAACGCUCAGCGCUUCUCUCAUUUGGCAGCUUUUACCGCCAAAGACCGUUUGUUUUGGCAUCCCAGGGAAGUGGGUUUUACAACCGCUGUUUUUAAGCCCUUUUAGACAGUCAUGUGAUUGUAACGUAACCCGACCGGAAAACACCGACGACGACGACCAUCGCCGCCAAUGCUGCGUUUGAGAGGAACAGAGCAGCUGCGAGCCGAACGGAUAAGUCCACCCCCCCACCCGGUAACAGACAACAACUCGCCAAACUCCACACGCUCGAGCGGAGGAAAGAAAAACAAAUUGCGGAAGUGGUCGGUCUCUGCGGGAGAGCUGUCCCUUCCACGUGUCUCUGAAGUGGGCGGAGACAGUUUACACCACAACGUGAGCAAGUUAAACUGUGGAAGAAUGGAGCUGGCCAAUCAUGGUCUUAUCCUUCUACAGCAGCUCAAUGCACAGAGGGAGUUUGGCUUCCUGUGUGACUGCACGGUCGCCAUCGGUGACGUCUUUUUUAAAGCACACAAGGCCGUAUUGGCUGCAUUCUCAAACUACUUCAGAAUGCUAUUUAUACACCAGGACAGUGACUGUGUUCGCUUAAAGCCUGCAGACAUUCAGCCCGACAUCUUCAGCUACCUCCUCAAUCUGAUGUAUACUGGCAAACUGGCAACACAGCUGAUAGACCCGGCUCGUCUGGAGCAGGGCGUAAAGUUUCUUCAUGCCUACCCUCUCAUUCAGGAGGCCAGUCUAGCUAGCCAUUCAGCUUUCUCUCACCCUGAAGUCAGCAUUCCUCUCUCCUCCUCUCUUUAUGGCAUUCAAAUAUCAGACCAACAGGCCUCGAGCACAAACCGUCUCCCAGCGAGAACGCAAUUGUCUUCGCCAUUUGAUUUGGAAGCCAGUGGUUUGCUCGAUGGGAAGUUUGUGACCACAAAUAAAGCUGCUACCUCACUGACACGGUCUGGAUCCAAGCACAGGCACGCUCUGUCAGAAACGGAGGUAGAGGCGUCUGCAAGCACCAAUCAGUUUCUGAGGGAAAGCGCUGAGACGGAAACAUCUGCAGGUGAGACCCCAUCUUGCUCCAUGAGUACCAACACAAUUCUACAUGUGAAGCCCAGCAUUAUGAGAAGAAGUUCAUCUAUGAGAAAGCAUUACACAUGCCAUGUCUGCGGUGGCCGCUUCACCCAGCGAGGAGCCUUACGAGAGCACCUGCUCUUACACACUCAGGCAAUGCUCCCUCUGGUGUUAGAGCCAGGCAGUGCAGCUUCGCCCAUGGCGACUGGAGAUGCUGCCACACCAGAGGUGGAGGAAGUUUUUAGAGGCAAUGAAGCUGCUGCAGCCACCCCUGUCAUCGUGGACAUUGCCAGCGACAGUGAGCAGCCUCUGUACUCUAAGGACUCGCCAUAUGCUGAAACUGCAAUGCCAGUCCCUACAACAACAGCAGUCAGCCUGUGUACAGCGCAGCCCCAGGCGGACACGCCGCCUCCAUCCGAUAUUGCUGACAUCGACAACUUAGAGGGUGCGGCCGACAUGGAGCGGGAAGUGAAGCGCAGGAAAUAUGAGUGCUCCACUUGUGGCCGCAAGUUCAUACAGAAGAGCCACUGGAGAGAGCACAUGUAUAUCCACACAGGCAAGCCCUACCGCUGCAGCGCCUGUGGCAAAAGCUUCUGCCGGGCGAACCAGGCGGCGCGACACGUUUGCAUGAAUCAGGGCUCUGAGCCAGCGUACACCAUGGUGGAUCGACAGAGUAUGGAGCUUUGUGCAGCUGAUGACUCCAGCCAAAUGGAGGCGCUGUUUCUUGGCUCAUCAGGGAGACCUUACAAAUGCAAUGUAUGUGAAAUGACCUUCUCCAGUCCCAAUGAGGUAAUCAAACACCUGUGCUUCAACCAGGUGGCUCUCUCUGGUGGGGCAGCUCUAGGAAUGGGAGUUAGUGGGCUAAACAGUGACAACCUGGCCAAAGAUGAAGGUUCGGAUUCAUCCAGUGGUGGGCCAUUGAUAACACCCAUCAAAACUGAGGCAUGCUUUGUGGAAUAGUUCCACAUGCAUUCACUUCAGAGUAUUGUUUUUUUUUUUUUAUGUAUUGCAUUUGAAUUGUUUGGGGUUAAAUUAUAAUCAGAAGUUAAGCUAACAGCACAGAUGAGAAUUCUACUUCUACUGAAAAGUACUUCUACUUUCUGUGUUGUUCAUUUUAAUGCAGAACCAACACUCAUCAAUUUGGUUACUAUAUUUAUAACAGAUUUACAAUAUGAUUAUUCCACCGAGACCAACUUUCCGAUUCACUUAAUUUUAGAAUUCUUUCAAGAUUUUUACUGGUUUACUCGGGUCAUUUGCACAGUUUGUUUUGUGGUUAAAGCUCUUCCUCUGACUAACUGUCUACAGGAAAAGGAUGUAGUGAACUGUUGUAAUCACACGUUGAUCACAAUGUGCGGAUCAGACGUAGACUAGACGUUAGGUUGCAUUUGGUAAUUCAAGAAAAUAUAUAAAAAUUAAAUAAAGAAAAUCCUUAGUUUGUGGGUGUCAUGGUGGAAUCUCCAGUAAUGUAUUUUGUAUGGUGUCUCCAGACAAAGCAAAAUCUCAAUAUCUCAGUGUCAUUUUCUGAGCAGCUAAGUUUGGGGCUUGAUUUAUGGAACAAGUAUCCUUCUCUACCUCAGCUGUUACUCCCGUUUUGGACAUGCAGUAUCAGACUUAUCUGAAAUUUGCAUUCAAAGAGUAAUUCUAGGGUAGAGGAUCAAAGUCAGUUUUAGCUGUCAGUGCCUCCAAGGAGUUACAUUGAUCUGACAGAAUUUUUGCUUGAGAUAUUUUUCUUUCUGACACUGUUUCUAAUUUCUUUUUAAGUGCUUUGGGUUAGUAAGAGCAAGGUGUAAUUGUAAAUAACCUUCAUUUCUGCAGUGCCAGAGCACGUGUCAAAUAUACUUUUUAUUAUUUUAUAUUUGCCUAUAAUUGGCAUUUUGUGUAAUUUGUCAAUUUGUUACAGUGUUGUUUUUUGUGCCAAUACCACAUAGAUGAUAAACAUCCAUGCCAUAAAAUCAUCUUUCUUUUGAUUGGAUGCAGCAGGCUCUUCACAUGUUCUGUUGCUUUCAUUGUGGGUAAACGUGUUAACAGUUGGACUAUAUGCUUAAUCCACAAGCUGUUACUGUGUGUGAAUUUAGAAAACACUGUGGACAAUCUUACAUGUGUACAUAACAUUGCUUAAAGGGAGAUAUUUCUGUCAUGUUCGCCAAUUUAAUUUUUUUCUACUUUUAUUUCCCCAUCAAAUGUUUUGCUUGAAUAUGCUCUUAAAUUCCUUAUUUUUGAGUUUUAUAACUUUUCAAAUUUUAUAUACAGUGCUGUAUUUACAAAGAAUUUUAUAAUCUCAAAAGUUGUGUAUUGAUAAUUGCAUUUAUUGUGGAUGAUUAUCCAUUUUAGUGUAGCACAAGUUUAUGUGUACUUGUAGUUUAUAUGUACUGGCUGUCUUGGUAUUGAAGACAUUAGUUCAUUUUAAUGAAACUGACAGUGAGGUCAUGCUGUUAAAGCACUGAUAUUUACUAAAGAACCCUGACUACUCUGAUUAAUAUAAUUGUUCUACAUCAGGAAACGUCUAUCAUUUAAAACCAGGGCAAUUUACAUUCAGUGCUAAAUAUUUUCUCAUUUCUAUUUGUAGAGAUCUUGUAGGAAUAUACUUUACAGGUCACUGGGAGUUAAAUUACUACUGAAUAAUGAAUUCAAGUCGGGGUAUAAUAAUGUUUUGUUAUAACCAGGGUUUUAAAUUUUUUAUUGUGACUAAAAUGAAUUUGUCCAAGGCCUCCUGUUCCUUGUAUGUUUGAUCAUAUGUGUAAUGUCAUGCCUUUUUCAUUUAUAUUGUUACAGUUCUUUAAUGUUUGUACAUAUGCAAGUUGUAAUUCUUUGAGGCAGUUAUAGGGAGGGGAGAGGGUAAAGGCAGCCCCUCAAAUGCACAAACCCCAAAAGCCAAGACAAACAUACUGUGAUCUCUCACUCCUCAGGAACAUGAACAGUUGUCUCUGGAAAAAAUACCUUCUUUGCAUUUUCAUUGUGAAUAACGGAUAAUAAAUCCUUAUGUUUUUUGAA